AUGCACCUUUGGCCAGGUGGAGUGGUUCCAUACGAGAUCGCUUCGCAUUAUGAUCCCUGGGAAAGGAGCGUUAUUCUGUCGGCUAUGGCCGAAUUCCCUAAGCAUACCUGUAUUUCGUUCCGUCCUCGUAACGCCGGUGAUCGGUACUACUUGUCGAUUAACAAGUACUACAACCUUGAGAGGUGCUUCUCCUAUAUCGGCCGUCAAACGACGAACCUUUUCCGCACUCCGGAAGGGAAUGUCGAGACACGAAUGAGACUCGACCCGAGCUGCCUCAAGUUCAACGGUCGGGGUACGGUAAUGCACGAGCUGAUGCACAUCAUCGGCUUCUACCACGAGCAUCAAAGGGACGAUCGUGACCCCCGGAUCGCCGGCAACCCCUCGCAUUACAACUUCAAGAUAUAUCCACGAUGGUCGACGUACUACAUGGGAAGAUACGAUCCCACCUCGAUCAUGCACUAUAAUUUCCCCGGAAUCGUCUACCCACGUACGUACUUCAGUGUCAGCGACGUUCUGCGUAUAAACACCUUGUACCGCUGCCCAAAGGCGUCUACCCUUCCGGCGGAAACGACGUCUACAACAAGGACCACAAGCCGA
This is a messenger RNA of Ostertagia ostertagi, 597 nucleotides long. NCBI's taxonomy places the organism in Eukaryota, Metazoa, Nematoda, Chromadorea, Rhabditida, Trichostrongylidae. The record is from the annotation of a GenBank genome assembly.